UCUCGCCGGGGCUCAUUUGCCCCGCUGAUAAGAAAUUGGUGAGUAUAUCACAAAAUUUACUCGUGUCAACAGUCGGUUUACCUGCAUAUAAAUUAUAUAAAUUGGCUAAUAAAGUUACUAAAAAACAAGUGCAUGUACCUAGCGGUGGCCCUGAUUAUUAUAAUCGCAAGCUUGGUUCGAUUACACAUUCGUAAUGGGCCCUCAAGAAUUACUUGUAUUGGCGAUAAGCAUCGUAGGCACCCUGGGGUUUAUCCCCCAUGGUUCUAUUGGGGAAAAGGACCACAUACUAACAGAGGCUUUGCUUCGUGAAGUUAUGGAACGUAUGGGCAAGGACUUCAACGAUGCUGCAUCAAGUUACCUAGAGUUCCCGUCGAGCGACCGCCACCUCGCGUUGAUGGCGCGCGCCAACAAGGACCUAGAGAACGAGCAGCUCGAUUACGACUCGCUCAUAGACGGCAACCCGAACCCGAGCCUCCGCGACCAAGAGUACCUGCAGCACAGCUCGUUGUGGGGGCACCAGUACGUAACCGGUGGCGCUGGCGAGGGUGAACAGCGUCUCCAGCCAUCAGGAGUCGUGCCCAACAGGCAAAUGAUCAAGACAGACGCCGUUUUGCCCGCAUACUGCAAUCCCCCGAACCCGUGUCCCGUGGGAUAUACUGAAGAUCAGGGCUGCAUAAGUGAGUUCGAGAACACUGCAGCGUUCAGCCGAGAGUACCAGCUAUCUCAACGAUGCAUGUGCGACGGGGAACACAUGUUCAGCUGCCCGCCUGAAUCCUCCUCCGACCUUGACCUCCGUUUCCCGGAACAUCACAAGAAUCUCGUUGCCAAGAAAUAUAAGCCCGAUGUCGAGAACCCGUACUUGACAGGCGAGCGUCUGCCGAUCGCCGCCAAAAAGGGUUUUGAUGUUAACGUGUAUUAAUUGUGUGUAGUUAUAUAAAAUUAGUGUCUAUUUUAAAAUUGCUCAGAGUAAUUACGCUCUAAGUGUCAUCUCUAUGAUUAUCUUUGUGAAUUAUCUGUGUCGGAGAACUAUUGCAACCUCAUUUGAAAUAAGUUCUCUCUUUUUUUUAAGAAAACAGCUUCUAUAAUUAUUUAAUUUUUAAUCUAAUAUUUAAAUCAUUUAAAUCUGAAACUAAACUAAAAAGUACCAUAAACUUAUAUAACAAAGAGUAUUACACCAAAUUUUACUAUUAAAUUGGAAUGCGUAUGGUAAGUAUGGAAUGGUAUGAAUAGGUAAGCACGUCAUUUCGAGUGAAUAAAAUUAGGUACACAAUUUAGAAUUUGGAAACAUAACUACAAAAUAUUCAUUAUUUUAUUACAUUAUCUAAAUUUUUUAUUAUAAAACUAGUCCAACUCUAAAUAUACUAUCGGGACUUAACACGAUGAAAAAUUUGCAGGUAAAUAGUACCUACAUACCUGCUUUAUUGCCGACGUUUCGACGUAGAUUGCACCAAUUCUAAUUAAGUAACAUUUUUUUUUUUAUAUUUUCUUUAACAAAAGACCUAAAACCAAUUUUGAAAUGUCAUUCUGUAAACUGUCCAAAAAUGCUCUAAUUUCUAGAAAUAUGUCUUGAUAAUGAUAUAUUAAAAUCGAUCUCGAUGUGUAGAUAUUGUAUUAGGUCCAAAACAGUAAGUACAUAACAACGUAGAUGUUUAAUAAAAAAAUCUUUCGGAAGAAUCAUCUCGUAUAACUACUAGUGAACUUCCUCGCAGGUAAGUUCUUUUAAUAGUUAAAUGUAUUAUAAAUGUCUAAUAAUUUGAAUUAAAUUCAAAUUAUUUAAAUUAUAAUAUGUAUUCCUAUGUAGAAGUGUAAUAAUAAUAUUAUUUGCAGAUAAGUGGUCGUAAUUAUAAUGCCAUCUAUAUGUAUACUCGUGUGUAUAUUUCACUUUAAUUUAAUCAAUUUCUAAACGAUGAAGCUGUGAAUUUUGUUAGAUGUAAAUAUAUUUGCUGAAUUUGUAGACGUUUGAUUUUUAAUAAUCAAAUAAUUUAGUGAUGAUUAGCAAAUAUGCUUUUAAAUGUAUUUAUUUUGUCGAUAUAAAAUUGUCUAUAUAUAAUAAUUAUUAUAUAUUUUAAACAUAAAGCUAUAGUCUCUAAACCAAUAUAUUUUUAAGUAAUUUAUAAGUUAUUUUAAACUACAUUUUUAUAGUAAUUACUCAUAAAACAUAAAAAUAUUUUUUGGUAUAAUUGAAAAGCCAUCUUUCCAACUAGGAAGACGUAUAAGUCAAAUUAAUCACAAAGACGAUCUAAUAAAUCGAAUAUAUGAUAAGUACUACACUUACCAUCAUAGUUUCAUAAUUAUAAUGUUUUUGUCUAUGAUAUUUAACCAAUUUUUGAAGUCUUUUAAUUAACGACUUCCAGUUUCCUAAGUAACAAUGUGAAUAUCUGAUAAUGGACUCCAGUUGAAACUGAUAAAUGAUUAGAAAUAUUUAUAUACAAGUAUUCAUUUAAUCCUAGAAUUUUAAUCAGAUGUUUUGAUGAGUAGUGGGUUCUAUAAUUAAUAUCCUUGGACAAAGUUAUAAAACCAUAAAGGCAAGUCUAAACGAGAUAAAACGUAAAUUAUAUCAAAAUAGCUUCAAAUUGUGUAUUUCAAUUAACAUGAUUAACAACGGCUAUAGAAAAACUAAUUUAAUCAAAAUAAUAAUUUCUGAAUUCUUUUUUUUUUUAUAUCUCUGUUUCCUCUAAAAUCCCUCAUUGAUAAACCGAUUUGGAAAAUUCUACUUUUAUCUGAGAGUGAAUAUUUUCAGGUUAGUUUCAUAGAAACUUCAUCAAAAUCGUUUCUUUACUUCAAUUUUUAAAUCAAGAUAACUUAUUUUGCCAUAAUUGAGGUCGGUAUUUUUUCAAAAAAUAAAAUCUCAAAUUAUUUACAAUAUCUGAUUGGUAGAUAUAUGUUUAUUAAACAAAAUUAACACUGAAAUAGUCAUGGGUAGUUAUGAGAAAAAAAAAAUUAUAAUGUUACCUUUCACAUUUAUUAUUGUUAAUAUUAAUUGUAUGAUAUAUCCCUAAAUUUUUUUAUAAUAUAAAAAAAAAUAUGAAAACUGUAAUUAAUUGAAUUCUAAUGAAAAAUGUAAUUAUUUUGACAAGUAUUAAUAUAUAUUUAGUUAGUAAGAUACCAUUAGGUAGUAUAUAAUAUGAACAUACAUAAAUGGCUACGUGUACUUAGUACAUAAUUAAUUAUACACGAUAUAAUUAAGUUGUACAAACUCAAAUAUGGACUAGGUACUUAUAUUCAUACCUGUAGUGUGAAUAACUACUUUAGAUAUAGUUAUAUUUAAUUAAUAAUUAGUAGACAUUCCCCCUAAUGUAUUGGUUGAUAACCAUUAGGUUUCAAUUAUUAUUACAUCAAAAAACGAAACUAAAUUAUUUUGUACGAAUAAUUCCAUUUUGUCUUUUUUCGAAAUUCAACUUUGAAUUUAACAAAUAUUGAGUACCUAUAAAAUUAUACAUAAAUCGAAUUAGGAAAGGCGGUAAUAUAUUUUUUGUAAAGCAAAAUUUUUUUACCGUGUAAAAAAAUUUAGCUUUUGUGGGGUAUUUAAAAUCAUAAAAUGAGCCAAAUCCGAGCUGAAGAUCCAGAGCUCCACAAAGUAAGCCCCCUCCCUCUUGAUUACUAUUAUUUGCUAUCCUUUACUGCCUAGGUACAUAUUCUAUAUGCCUUUUACGUUCCGCGACAAAGUCAGAUAAACAAAACUAUAGUGACUAUCGUGAGUCAUACUAUAUUGUAAUUAUUUAUGUCGGGCAUUCCCGAAUUUAAAACGUGAGUAAAACCGACAUAAAUAUAAUCAAUACUAUAGUAUGUAAACAUGGACUCGUUAAUGCGUCAACGUGAAUACCGCGUUUAUGUUUCAAAAUUGCUUAACUUAGACAAAAAAAGACAUGUGGAAAAUCGCCAACAACUUGAUUGUUAACGUUGACGCAGAUGUUAAAAAAGUAUUUAGAAGUAACUAAUAUAACAUCCAAUAUGGUAUCUGAUCGUUUAAUACGACACAGACUCUCUAAGAAAUAGUCCAACUGAACAACAAUAUAGAGCACAGAAGAAGAAUCCAACAAGCUGUAAUCUUCUUGACGAUGAUUACCACAAUCAUCACUUUAAAUGUGAACAUUAACAUGAAUAUCACAAAUUGUAUUUGUAAGAAACAUGGUAGUCCAUGUGUUGACAGGACUCCUCCCUAUAAGGACUGAGAUUAAUCCUUAACUGAUACUUCUUAAGUCAAAGAUUCCAUUAAGUGACAUUAGUAGACCCUGAAAAGAAGACAGCACUAUCAUGAAUGCAAUCGGUCAUAUUCUAAGGCUAAUAUAAUGUCAAGAACAAGGAACAUAAAUAAACAUUUAAUAUAUAAAAUGUAAGACUCUAUGGCAAUCCUAGGGGGGGGAAGUUGGUUAGGAUAAAUGGAACGGACUAAAUUUUUACAAAUAUAUCAGCGAUUUAAAAAAAAAUUGUACUUUGAUAAUAAAUCAUUAUCGAACGAUAAAAUUAAAGUGUUAUAAGUUCUAUUUUCUUAUUAUUACAAAAUGGUCUUGAUCUUAACACACCUUUUAGUAUAAGUAGCAGUAGUAUCUAAAAGAUAGGUAUUUACCAUCAACUUGAAGUGUCCGAGGUUUUAUUUCUCUAGAAACGACUAAGUGGAAAUAAUUAACAAUAUCUAUGAGACCUAGAAUAGAAAUAGCGUAAUGAAGUUGAACUACAUACUUUUCUAAAGAACUGUCCUAGUGUAAUGAAAAAAAAAUGCAAAGUAAAAGAGUAUAAUAAAUAAAAAAGUACAGUUUGUCAACCUUUACAUUAGAUGAGAAUUAAAAAUAAGAUUAUAUCUAAUAUCGUCAGAUGAGGUAUUAAAAAGUA
Molecule: messenger RNA, 4830 nt
Organism: Galleria mellonella (greater wax moth)
Lineage: Eukaryota; Metazoa; Arthropoda; Insecta; Lepidoptera; Pyralidae
Gene: 7B2
Product: neuroendocrine protein 7B2
Exons: 6
Coding region: 194-919 (241 amino acids)
Biological process (GO): neuropeptide signaling pathway; regulation of hormone secretion
Cellular component (GO): secretory granule
Molecular function (GO): enzyme regulator activity
Source: RefSeq, a predicted model, not a curated record